Molecule: messenger RNA, 2180 nt
Organism: Scylla paramamosain (green mud crab)
Lineage: Eukaryota; Metazoa; Arthropoda; Malacostraca; Decapoda; Portunidae
Product: zinc finger protein 40-like
Exons: 3
Coding region: 274-669 (131 amino acids)
Source: RefSeq, a predicted model, not a curated record
GGAUCCUGACUACUCUUUGAAGAAAUCUAUUGAUGCCUCAGUGAACGAGGUUGUUAACGUCGCUAAGCUGCUGCUAACGGCCACGGAUGAGGGGAGAUCUAUUGGUGCCUCCAUGAACGGGGUUGUUAACGUCGCUGAGCUGCUGCUAACGGCUACGGAUGAGGAGAGAGACAGAUAUUAAGAAAAGAAUAAUAUACAAAUUAAAUCACCACCUCACCUGACCUGACCUCUACGCCCCCACAGGUACGGAAACUGAUCCUUAACGAGUGCGACAUGGUCCUGCAGUGCAAGGUGUGCAAAAAUUUGUUCAGCUCGGUCGAUAAUUUCUUGACGCACAAACGAAUUUACUGCCAGGAAGAGUUUGCUGAUCGGACACUUCUUCACCGCGCAACACCCGCUUCGCAACACCCGAGACUUUCUGUACACCAGCGUUCCCAUCACGGCCCCAUGAGUUGGAUAUCCACCUGUCCCAUCCGCCAGGCCUCUUUUGUCACCACGUUGGCCGUGACUGAGCAGCUGGAGAAAUCCGUUAGCAGCAGCUCAGCGACGUUAACAACCCCGUUCAUGGAGGCACCAAUAGAUCUCCCCUCAUCCGUGGCCGUUAGCAGCAGCUUAGCGACGUUAACAACCUCGUUCACUGAGGCAUCAAUAGAUUUCUUCAAGGAGUAGUCAGGAUCCUCGGGGAGCUCCAGCACCGUCAUUACAUGCUGUGUGGGUGAAAACAGUGUUGAUUUAUCAGAAGGAAGAGGAGGAUGCUGCAAUGUUGCCGGAUGUCCCUGCUCCACCCGUUGAAGUAGUAUUUCUUUGUACGCAAGCUCUAUCUCCUGCAGCAGAUGACACCCCUGCACCUCCACCCGUUCCCGAAUUCUUUCCUCCUUUGACUUUUUUCCUCCUCCUCCUUUGGUCUUGGAAGAGGAGGAUGAUGAUGAUUUGGCAAAAACGGAAGAGGAAGAGAAAGGAAGACUGCUUGCCCCUUUUACCAAGUCGUCUUGCCCCUUUUACCAUGUCGUUGUUCGGCAUUCUGGAAUAAUAGUACUACUGCUAGUACUACUAGUACUACUGCUAGUACUACUAGUGCUAGUAGUAAACAAUUAAUACCUAAGCUAACUUAACCUAACCUGAUUUUCCUUGUCUCCUGCCCCCUCCCCCCAACACCCAGUCUUCCACCACAGGACACAUUCACCACAGCUCUACCACAUCACAAUUCUAACCACACAUCACCUCUAACUGCAAAUAAACAUAAGAGAAAUGUCAGAAAAUAUACUUGUUGUUUUAACCUCACUGGAAUCACAAAACGGAUAUUUUUCCAGAUUUUAGGCCAUUCCAGUCCAUUCCAGGCACGGUAGCUUGCUUGUUUCCAGAUUUUAGGUCAUUUCAUUCCAGUCCAGACAUGGUAGCUUGCGUGUAUCAUUCCUAAUAUUGCUACGAGCCACUGGAAACCUAAGUAACGAGUAUUUUAAAGCCACUCACGAGAUAUUGUCAAAAUUGAAAGAAUCUUAAACCUAGCUGCAAUGCUGGAUGGGGGUCAUGGCUUAGCGACAGGCGACAGUUGUAAAAAACGGCUCGAAAUCCGAAUUGGGUUAUGUAAUUAGUGGGGGUGACAAUUGCGGUCACAAAUUAAGAAACACUAACACCACGUAACUGUCACUCACUCACCUUAGACAUGUGACGUUAAUAAAGUUGAUGAAGCAGACCUAAACGUAACUCCACACAGCGUCACACUCACGCACGCACGCACGCACUCACUCACUCUCACACCACAUGACACAAAAUACGAACAUUUUAACCCACAGAGCCGACGCUCAUUACCUCGCUCAAUUUCUCUACACGCACACACUCUUCUUUCACGCACCUUAGUAAUAUGAAGCUGCUACGGGUGGUGCAACACUCCUUCACGCACCUCUGCACCCCGCCACGCUCACGCACAGUCAGUGAAUGCGUCACAAAGUGGAAUGAAGGCAAGGAAGAGCACUCGCCUCCUGUGCCCGCGGCCGCCCUCAGUAAUAGGUGCGUCACGUGACCCUGCGCGCGUCGCUGUCCUAAUUAUCGCAGGUGACCACUAAACACAAUGCACUCGUGGUGAUGGGACAGGUAUGCGCACUGAGAUAGAUCGAUGACAAUGUAUGUGUGUGUGUGUGUGUUGAUGUGUUUUACUUCAUGGAUUAAAUAUUAUCGUUGUU